AUGUCUUUUGACAUGGCCCUGCCACACACCCAGCGCGUCCAGGCCAUCCUGCAGGAUGGCCUUGAGGUGCUACCGGAGAACCAGGAGCUGUGGAAUCUGUACAGAGCGGCGGAGCCUGGGAUCGGCAGGCCCAGGGACGAGGACGACGAGGUGGAGGACGAUCCUCUUCUGAAGCCGGACCAGGAGCAGGCCAAGCCCAUCACGCCCCAACGGGUGCUGGACAAGCUCCAGGACGCCAAGGCUGAGCUGGACGUGAUCGUGGAUGUCGUGGGCAUGGUGGAGGCGGCGCAAUUCCUGUCGGUGGCACACGUGCCGCGCCGCGCCGCCAUACAGGCCAUGGCCCGGGACCGGGCGCUGGCGCUGGCUGGAAAGCGUGGCGCGCUGCGGGGGGCGGCCGCCAGGCUGCGCUCCGCGGCGGCCGCGCUGCGGGGCCCCGCCGCGGCGGAGGCGGAGUACCUGGACCAGGUGCGGCAGCUCAUGGGCUGCUGGCACCUCAGGCGCGCCGCCAACGGGCUGCUGGGCCACACAGUGGAACUGCUCCCCCUCCACAUCUUCGGCGAGCACACCGCAACCAUAACCCCCUCGCCCGAUGGCCAGGCCGGCUGCGGCGAGGCGCGGGGCCUGCAGGCGGUGCGCCGCGAGCUGCAGCGCCGCCAGGCGGCGGCCCUGUGGCGCAGCUCCUGCGUCCUGGGAAGCCUCCAGGCGGUGGCCUCCAAAGCGCAGCUGGCGGGCUCGCUCGGGGCCGCCCUGCGUGGGGCCGUCGCGAGUGAAGGAGUGCGGUCAUGCCUGGCGGCGCGGCAGGACCUGAGCGUCGUGCACGAGGAGGGGGGGUGGGGAGGUGACCCCCACGUCCUCCACGUCUGCCUCGGGGAGCUGGAGGGGAGCGUGGCGGUGGACGGGCGGGGUGUGCUCCUGGAGGGGCCGCUGUGGCCCCGCGACGUCCAGGGGAGGCGGCAUGUCGGGGAGGCGGAGCUGCGUGCUAUCCUGCUGCAGCUGUGA
Auxenochlorella protothecoides is the source of this 999-nucleotide messenger RNA. RefSeq lists its product as hypothetical. The transcript has 5 exons. NCBI's taxonomy places the organism in Eukaryota, Viridiplantae, Chlorophyta, Trebouxiophyceae, Chlorellales, Chlorellaceae. The record is from RefSeq and is a predicted model, not a curated record. Bases 1 to 999 code for a protein of 332 amino acids.